AUGCCGCAGCACUUCGUGGACUACCUCCACAGAGUGGGGCGCCUCAGCAGAGGAGCAGCAGCAGGAAAAGUGACAGCGCUGCACAGGCGGCGGGACCGGCCGCUGCUGCAGGAGAUAAUGGCAGCAACUGCUGCUGCAGCUCCUGCUGCUGCUGCUGCUAGGCCUGCGGAGCAGCUUCAGCUGCAGCAGCAGCAGCUGCAGCACAUGGAAGAGCAGCAGCAGCAGCAGCAGCCGGCGCUUUCUGCAAUAACUUUCGUCAACAGCAGGACCAGGCGCAUACUUAAGCUGCAGCGGAGAUGGCAGCAGCUGCUUGACAUGAAAAUGAAGGCGGAGAAGAAACUCGCGGAGCUCCAGAAGAGAGGCAUCAUUCGCAAGUCCCACAAACUCCCCAGGCGUCCCGACAGCGUGAUAGAGCGCUGCGACGCGCAGCAGAUCCCAAAAGUGCAGAGAGGGGCUGACGGCCAUAUGCAGUUCUUUGGCGUUCGCCGCAGCAGGAGGAAGCAAGAAGAACUUCGAAUGCAGCAGGAGGCGGGGCGGUAUGAAGACCCGAGCAUUACAGUGCCUUUGGAAAAAACUCCGAAGUUUUCGGAAACGAAAAGAGUGGGGGAGAGGAGGCCUUUGUUUGCCUGA
Messenger RNA from Eimeria tenella, 630 nucleotides. RefSeq lists its product as uncharacterized. The coding region runs from base 1 to 630 and encodes 209 amino acids. The transcript is spliced from 4 exons. The record is from RefSeq and is a predicted model, not a curated record. Lineage: Eukaryota; Apicomplexa; Conoidasida; Eucoccidiorida; Eimeriidae.